This is a messenger RNA of Schistosoma guineensis, 671 nucleotides long. The record is from the annotation of a GenBank genome assembly. Lineage: Eukaryota; Metazoa; Platyhelminthes; Trematoda; Strigeidida; Schistosomatidae.
AAAUCUCUCACUAUCAUUUGAGUAUAAAAAGGAAAUAAAUAAAUAAACAAAUAAAUAAAUAAAUAAAACUGAAAAUUCAUAUCGAUUAAAGUCCGUUACCCUAAAAGGAAAAGAAAAGUUUUUCAUUUACAUUCUUGGAAUUAACAACCAGAAAACGAUAUUUAAAGAAAAUGCUAAUCAAAUUUCUACUUUACUGUUUGUUGUUGUCUGUCAAACUACAGUUACAUAUUGUAAACUUACAUCCAACAAUUCUUGCAGAUGGGAGCAUAAUUCGUCAUAGAACUAAACGAUGGGCCUUUUAUGAAAUACAUAAAUGUGGUCGUAUUAAAGGAUAUAGUUGUUUAGAACAUCGUCAUUGUUAUGAACGUUACCUGCGUCGUGAUAUGGUUUGUUUUGAAGUUUAUCCAUGCUUAAGUUCAUGUAUAUUUAUUGCUCAGCUUCACGAUGCUGAAAAAUUAAAUGAACAAAUUAAAAAAUUAUUAUUAGACGGUAUACCAGUCAAUAAUCAUAACGAUCCGAUUAAUUAUGUACGAGAACAAACGGCAAAAUUAUUGAAAGAAUUAAAUUUAACUCUACCAUUGCAUAAUCAACCAAAAGUCUCAGUGCUAUCAUCACCAUCACCACCAUCAUCAUCAUCAUCAUCAUCAUCAGCAGCAGCAGCAGCAGCAUGA